AUGAAUACAGGAAGCACACACAACCGAUUCCUUCGGCCCAAGACGGAUCCUAUGCAUCCAAGAGUUCCAGCUGCACCUUCCAUGAUCGAGGAGGAGUUGGUAUAUGAAGCCAGAAGCCCCCUCUACUAUCAAUUGAAGAAAUCCGCUAGUAAGGAUGUUUCCAUUAGCGCCAGCAUAGCCAAGCGUCUGUCAGGACUCGUGUUGAAUAGCGAUGGUGUGUGCGACUCAGUAUCGAAUCAAGAAGAGUCUCUAUAUCGCCAAAGAUUGGUCAAUUCGCCUGAUAGUGGAGUGACAUGUGGUGUGAGCUGCUCAGAUCAAAAGGAUACAUCUCUCUAUCAGAGUAUAUCGCCUUACGCUGUCAGUAUUCCAAGGAGGGCGGUUUCUUCACUGUUGCCGUUGGACAGACCCAAGUGA
Molecule: messenger RNA, 414 nt
Organism: Ostertagia ostertagi
Lineage: Eukaryota; Metazoa; Nematoda; Chromadorea; Rhabditida; Trichostrongylidae
Source: the annotation of a GenBank genome assembly